Messenger RNA from Volvox carteri f. nagariensis, 892 nucleotides. RefSeq lists its product as uncharacterized. Gene Ontology annotation, molecular function: nucleic acid binding. NCBI's taxonomy places the organism in Eukaryota, Viridiplantae, Chlorophyta, Chlorophyceae, Chlamydomonadales, Volvocaceae. The record is from RefSeq and is a predicted model, not a curated record. The transcript has 2 exons. Bases 140 to 892 code for a protein of 250 amino acids.
ACCUUCCGGAUACACCUCUUUGUGUUUAAUAUUCUUCUAGGCCUCGCAACUGGUCCUGUCCGUAGACUCCUUGUCGUUCCUCGACCCAGCCUAUUACCUCAAUUGACGUGGAUCUAGAGGACCCUAAACCAAUUUAGUAAUGGCAGACGGGCGCCUGAACGCCUCGCUAGACGAGCUAAUUGAGGCGCAAGGCUUUGGAAAGGCUCCGCGUCCUGGCGGUUCCAUGGGCAUUCCAAGCCAACGCAUGCAGCCUUACGGUGGUCGCAGCGAAGGCGGCCGGGGUCUGCCCCGUCAGGGCGGCGCCGCGCGAAUCAGCGAAACCCUGGACGACACAGCAACACCCCAAAACGCAAUCAAGGUUGGCGGAGCCCAGGACGCUAAAGACAUAGCGCACCGCAUUUGCGAGUCAUGUCGCGUGGGAGAACCCCCUGCCCUGCUGACUAUCGGAGGCCAGUCCAUCAACCAGGCUGUCAAGGCCAUCGCCAUCGCCCGCGCUGAUCUCGGCAAGGAAGGCCUCCAGCUCAGCUUCCAGCCCGCCUUCCGGCAUACAGACCGAACCAAGCCCCUCAUUGCGUUCUACGUGGCCAAGGAGCGAACACCGCGACAACAGGCAACACACGGCGACGACGUCACGCUGACAGUCGCGUCGGGGUCAAAAAUCGUGCCAGUAGCCGGCGCCAUCGCCGGCAAGAUUCGCGAAAACCUGAAGAUCUCCCUGAUGGCCAUUGGCGUCGACGCCGUCACGAAUGCCGUACUAGCCGUUGGCAACGCACGGCUGUUUCUUGAGCAGGACAAUUACGACAUACGCGUGGAGCCGGAGUUUGAAAAGGUCGAGAAGAACGGCCAACUCAUGACAUCAAUAAAGCUUUCGCUUAUUGCCGAGGCGUUGUAG